Molecule: messenger RNA, 4166 nt
Organism: Megalops cyprinoides (Indo-Pacific tarpon)
Lineage: Eukaryota; Metazoa; Chordata; Actinopteri; Elopiformes; Megalopidae
Gene: rc3h1a
Product: ring finger and CCCH-type domains 1a
Exons: 20
Coding region: 309-3722 (1137 amino acids)
Molecular function (GO): metal ion binding
Source: RefSeq, a predicted model, not a curated record
AUACGACGAUAUUUGCCUAAAAACAGCUGAAGAUUGACCACGUUCAAUCGGAGAUUGUUAUAUACUUCACACUGUGUGCUGAAUGUCCACAAUGUUUGAAAAUAUUUAAGAAUAUUGAUGUUUGGAAGAGUUUUUUUGAUUCCAGUGGAAUCUGUAGGAUUUUUUGUUUCUUUUUGUUUUUAAAAAAACAAAAAAGCUCACUCUUACACACAUACACAUACACACAAAAAAAAAAAAACCAUAUACGCUCAAGGGAAAAAACGACAAGAUAUCGAGACGCAGUUCCUGCAUAGCCCACAUCCGUUACCAUGCCCGUACAAGCUCCACAAUGGACGGAAUUUCUCUUGUGUCCGAUCUGCACCCAAACGUUCGAGGAGACCAUCCGCAAGCCCAUCAGCCUGGGCUGCGGCCACACUGUCUGCAAGAUGUGCCUGAACAAGCUGCACCGCAAGGCCUGCCCCUUCGACCAGACCGCCAUCAACACUGACAUCGAGCAGCUGCCGGUCAACUCUGCCCUGCUGCAGCUGGUCGGCGGACAGGUGCCCAAACAGCAGCCCCUCACCCUGCUAACAGGUGCGGAAGACACCAAGCACUAUGAGGAAGCCUGCAAGUGCGUGGAGGAGCUGGCGCUCUACCUCAAACCCCUCAGCAGCACCAGAGCAGGUGUGGGCCUUAACAGCGCCGCCCAGAGCAUGCUGAGCCGGCCCAUGCAGCGCAAGCUGGUCACGCUGGUGCACUGUCAGCUGGUGGAGGAGGAGGGCCGCAUCCGGGCCAUGCGGGCGGCCCGCUCCCUGGGCGAGCGCACUGUCACCGAGCUCAUCCUGCAGCACCAGAACCCCCAGCAGCUCUCCUCCAACCUGUGGGCUGCCGUGCGCGCCCGCGGCUGCCAGUUCCUGGGGCCAGCCAUGCAGGAGGAGGCCCUGAAGCUGGUGCUGCUGGCUCUGGAGGACGGUUCUGCUCUGUCCAGGAAGGUGCUGGUUCUGUUUGUGGUGCAGAGGCUGGAGCCGCGCUUCCCUCAGGCCUCCAAGACCAGCAUCGGACACGUGGUGCAGCUCCUCUACAGGGCUUCCUGCUUCAAGGUGACGAAGCGUGACGAGGACUCGUCCCUGAUGCAGCUGAAGGAGGAGUUCCGCACAUACGAGGCGCUGCGGCGCGAGCACGACUCGCAGAUCGUGCAGAUCGCCAUGGAGGGCGGCCUGCGCAUCGCCCCGGACCAGUGGUCCUCCCUGCUGUACGGAGACCAGUCCCACAAGUCCCACAUGCAGUCCAUCAUCGACAAGUUGCAGACACCGGCGUCAUUUGCGCAGAGCGUGCAGGAGCUGACCAUCGCCCUGCAGCGGACGGGAGACCCGGCCAACCUCAACAGGCUGAGGCCGCAUCUGGAGCUGCUGGCUAACAUCGACCCCAGCCCAGACGCACCGCCUCCCACCUGGGAGCAGCUAGAUAAGGGCCUGGUGGCGGUGAAGACCGUGGUCCACGGCCUGGUCGACUUCAUCCAGAACCACAGCAAGAAGGGAAGCGACCAGCAGCAGCCGCCUCAGCACAGCAAGUAUAAGACCUACAUGUGCCGGGACAUGAAGCAGAAGGGCGGGUGUCCGCGGGGGGCCAGCUGCACCUUCGCGCACUCGCAGGAGGAGCUCGAUAAGUACCGCAAAGUGAACAAGCGCCUGGCGGCUCGCCGGCCUCUCAGCCAGUCCCUCACCCAGCUGAACGAGGUGGGGCUUCCCUGCUCGCCAGGCCUCCUGCCCGAGGACGGCGGUGCCGUGGAGGGGAUGGGCCGUAAGCCGUCCGCCAUCGUCAACGGCAUCACGGCGGCGGGGCCCGGCUCCACGCUGACACAGCUCAUUUCCCGCGGCACCGACCCGGCAUAUGACACGGGACGCAAGUCUGGGAAGAUGGAUCCGGUCAGCCAGAGCGUGCCGGGAUCACCCCCAGACUCCCUGGACUCUGUCCCCAAAUCUGUGAUGACCAUGAACCCCCAUGGCAUGUCCCAUCCCAGGAUGGCGGCUGAAAACCUCCCCAUGCACAAGCAGCUGCCAGUGGUUCCGAGGGGACCCCAGAUAUACCCCCAGCAGCAGCCCGAAAUCUUCUACCCCGAACCCCGGGCACCGGCUUCUGCAUCACAGUAUGAAUCCUCUCAGUAUCCCACAGGCAACCCGUACCCCUACCAGCCCUCGCAGUACGUCCAGCAGCGCUUCAUCCGCAACGCCCCCCCACCCAGCGAGCCGGGCAUGCCCCCUUACCAGGACCCCUACCCGGGCCCCUACGUGCCGGAGCGCCAGUACCCCUCCCCGCAGUCGGGCCACCAGUUCUCUGCCAUGACCCAGCAUGUGUACCCCCCUCACUACGACAGCCGCCGUCACUCCCCCUACCCCGGGCCCCCGCCCCCGCAGUCCUUCCCGCCGCGCGACGAGCCCGUCAGGAUGAGCCCCGUGCCUGUGGACAUGCCCCCUCCGCCCCCUCCUCCGUCGGCGGGCUCCCCCUACCUGCCGGAAUCCUCUCGGGAGAGGUACCCUCCGGAAGGCUACUACCCCGUCGGUCCCCACCCCGGCCAGAUGAGGUCCUACACCACCAGGGACCCCUGCCGGCCCCAGCCCACGCUGGACUACCUUCACCGCAGGCGCAAGGAGAUCAUGGCCCAGCUGGAGGAGAGGAAGGUCAUCUCUCCCCCGCCCUUUGCCCCCUCGCCAACGCUCCCCCACAAUUUCUCUACCAACUACCCACCUGAGCAGUACAUGGAGGAGAACUCUCAAGCUUUCGGGAAGGGUCGGGAGCCGAGCUACGCUGGCCAGUACUCCCCCUGGUCGUGUGACACCAUCAGCUCCUACAUUGGCACCAAGGAUGUCAAAUCCAAAGACGUCAUGGCAGGCGGUACCAUGGAGAUGAUGAAUGUAGACAGUAAAGGCUUAAGGGAGCAAGCUGUGGACAUCCAGCGCAGGUCUGCCGAGGCCAAAGACGAUGACCCCAUCAUCCCCUUCGGCCCCUUGCCUACCGUGUCCCGCUUCGGCGCCAUCUCCCGCACCCCAAAAACCGGCUACCAAACCUCUGGUCCAGUCCAGGCCAUGGCCUCUUCACAGGGAUCCGCCCCCAAACAUGUCACUGUCGCAGCUGAUUACACGUAUGGGAAUCACGGAGGCUGGGGCACGGCCUCGUAUCCUCAGCACCAAAACAUGACCUCUCAGGGACACUUCAGUGAGCGUCUGUCCACACCUGCCCAGGAUAGGGAGCAGCUGAAGAUGGAGCUGCAGCAGGUGAACCAGCAGAUCAACCAGCAGACCCAGAUCCGCGGCAUGGAGGCCGCUGGCAGCACCUUCCUACUGCAGAGGGAGGCCGGUGCGCUGGCCGCCCCGCCAGGACCUGGCGAGUGGUCGGCGGGGAGCAUCUCCAGUGAGCAAUUGAGCCUGGAGCUGCACCAAGUGGAGAGGGAGAUCGGCAAGAGAACCCGCGAGAUAGCCAUGGAGAACCAUGCAUCUCAUGAUGUCAAAUACAAACUGAAGUCUACAGAGAAUGGGCAGCCUGACCACAAAGCCCAGAGGGAGGACCACUCCAUGGCCCUCAGCGAGAGCUCAAACGGUUCUAGCAGCAUGCUGCCAGACAGCAGCGGGAGCAGCAGCAGCAUGUCGUCUCUGACCAGCAAGACGUCCUCCCUCAGCCUGUCUGCUGACCUGGGGGCCGGGAGCUCGGACCUGCAGAAGAACGGCGUGGUCCACCCCUGCUCCUAGGCACCCCGCCCCGGCGACGCCGGGCACGGGCUCGUUAUCACCACCACUACUAUCAGCUGCACAGAAAGUGGGGGAGGGAGGAGCUGUGUGAGCCCCUGCCUCCCCGGCUUCCUGAUCAGCGGGGCUUCACAGCAGCAGCUCCUCCAGGCUUUGUGAGUCUAAUAUACCCCACCCACAUUGGCCGAAGCCUGACGGGGCCUAUUUUUGUCAGUGAGGCUGGGGUUUGAGGAACCCUUUCCUCUCUGGCGUUCAUUUUUGAAAGACUGCUUUAGGUUUCUCGGCUGUUAGAUAUUUGACAUGUAAGGGCUAUGGCUUCAGCUCACCCAAUAAGAGGCCGUCGGUUUCCAUAUUCAGGCAAAUGUGGGUGGGGUACAGUAGAUGAUUUCCGUACAUUAGACACAACACAAACACGCAAAUACACACAACUUGCGCACACACCUUCAU